AUCUUUUGCUAUUUGGGAGGUCAAGCAAGUCGCAAGUGGAUGGGCGGCACCGGGCCCGGUCCGGUCCAGUCCAGCUUAAAGCCCACAUCAAUUAAUUAAUAACUACUAUUUUCCAAUUAAAAAACAAAAGAAAUAUGGAAAUGAGAUGCAGGGAGACAGCUCGUGUGAAUGGGCGGAAAAGUAAUGGCAGCCAGAGGCAGGCAGCGGCGAGAAGCAAGAAGAAACCCGAGGCAAGCCGAGAAGAGCAAGCAAAUCAAAGCAAGAAAGGGUGUGCGAGAACAGCCUGUAGGCAGCGGCUGCCGCGGGUUGCGGAUUGUUGUUAGGGUUUGCUGCUGUUGGGCGCGUCGCGCCGUGGCGGUGGGGGCGGGAGGGGCGACGAGAUGAUGGAGGCGGGCGGAGCGGGAGGGAAGGACGAGAAGGUGCCGCAGUGGGGAGCGCAGGAGACGCAGGAGCUGAUCGCGGCGCGCGGGGAGAUGGAGCGGGAGUCCGUCGCCGCGCGCCGCAGCGCCAAGACCAUGUGGGAGGCGGUGUCUGCGCGGCUCCGGGAGCGCGGGUACCGCCGCACCGCUGACCAGUGCAAAUGCAAGUGGAAGAACCUUGUCAACUGCUACAAGGGGAAAGAAACUUCUGAUCCAGGAAAUGGUAGACAGUGUCCCUUCUUUGAAGAGCUGCAUGCAGUCUUCACAGAGCAUGCUAGAACUAUGCAACGCCAACUCCUUGAGUCUGAAUCUGGAGCCUCUGUUAAAAGGAAACUGAAGCGACCUAGUGGUGACAGGUCAUCUGGGGAGUCUGAUGAUGAGGACGAUUACGGUGAAGAAAGCGAAGAUGAAAAGUCCAUGCGUAGCAGAAAGAGGAAAGCUGAUGACAAGAAGCAACAAUCACAACGAGUGUCGGAGAAGUCAAGAACGGGCAUUUCAAGCAUCCAUGAACUGCUGCAAGAUUUCCUGGUGCAGCAACAGCGCAUUGACAUCCAGUGGCAGGAGACGAUGGAGAGGCGCGCGCAGGAGCGGCUCGUUUUCGAACAAGAGUGGCGACAGUCAAUGCAGAAGCUGGAGCGGGAGAGAUUGUUACUGGAACACUCGUGGAUGGAACGAGAGGAGCAGACGAUGCUGAGGGAAGAAGCACGAGCCGAGAAACGGGACGCGCUCCUGACCACUCUGUCGAACAAACUCCUGCAAGAAGAUCUAUAGCAGGGGACUCUUGGUCUUCGUUGGAUAACUGCUGUAGUGGACAUUGUUUUCUCACCGUGUCUCAUCAAUUCUUUGUAGCUCCUGCGCAUGUUGGCAUGUUGUUGUUCAAAAGAAAAUGUUUCUUUGUUUAUCGGAAAAGAAAAUGUUUCUUGUAGUAUUUGUAUUAGGUUUUUUGUAGGGCUCUUUUCCAGAUUUUUAGUGGAGUAAUGUUAGUCUUAUGUUUUAUUGUGCAUGUAAGUACCAUACUGUCAGGUAGGUCUACAGAUCAAUGCCAACAUGUUUGAUGAUAA
This is a messenger RNA of Phragmites australis (common reed), 1480 nucleotides long. Its product is annotated as trihelix transcription factor GT-3a-like. Bases 381 to 1190 code for a protein of 269 amino acids. The record is from RefSeq and is a predicted model, not a curated record. NCBI's taxonomy places the organism in Eukaryota, Viridiplantae, Streptophyta, Magnoliopsida, Poales, Poaceae. The transcript has 2 exons.